GUCAUUGACAAGAAUCAGUAGAGCAAAAAUUCAGUGAGUUUACUACAAAGACGCUACUCCAUACACAUUUUCAUAAACAAGAACAAAUAUUCAUAGAGAGAUGGUAGGAAUUGUUGUUUAUUUUUUAAUUUUUGUAGCUAGUUUAUUAUGGUACAUCACUAAAAGAAGAAGAAGAAGCAAGAAAUUAGAAGUUGAUCAAGGAGUUAAGCUACCUCCCGGUUCAAUGGGUUGGCCUUACAUUGGAGACACACUUCAACUCUACUCUCAAGACCCAAAUCAAUUCUUUGCUCACAAACAAAAAAGAUAUGGAGAAAUAUUCAAGACGCAUAUUCUUGGGUGUCCGUGUGUGAUGCUGGCUAGUCCUGAAGCGGCUCGGUUUGUGCUGGUGACUCAAGCUCACCUGUUCAACCCAACGUAUCCCAAAAGCAAAGAACAGUUAAUAGGGCCGUCAGCUCUAUUUUUUCACCAUGGAGAUUAUCAUUUCCGAUUGAGAAAGCUGGUUCAACGCUCCUUCUCUGUCUUUGCACUCCGUAACUUAGUUUCUGACAUUUCUGAUUUAGCAGCUUCCGCUUUAGAUUCUUGGGAUGGCGGACACGUCAUCAAUACCUUUCAAGAAUUAAAAAAGUUUUCUUUUGAAGUUGGUAUACUGGCCAUUUUUGGAAAUUUGGAGAGUCGUUAUAGAGAAGAACUGAAAAAGAAUUAUAGUAGAGUCGACAAAGGCUAUAAUUCCUUUCCCACAGGCCUGCCGGGAACUCCUUACAGAAAGGCUCUCAUGGCAAGAAAGAGACUGAGCAAGAUUCUGGGUGAGAUUAUAAGUGAAAGAAAGGAGAAGAAAUUGCUGGACAAUGAUCUUUUGGGUUGUCUGUUGAACUCAAAAGAUGAACAGGGCCAAGUGUUGACCGAUGAUCAGGUCGCCGAUAACAUUAUCGGAGUGCUGUUUGCUGCUCAAGAUACUACCGCUAGUGCCAUGACUUGGAUUGUCAAGUACCUUCAUGAUAAUCCCAAACUUCUUGAAGCUGUUAAGGCUGAACAGAAGGCAAUUUACAAGAUGAAUGAUGAAGGGAAUCAGGCAUUGAACUGGAAUCAAACUAGAAAUAUGCCAUUUACUUACAAGGUUGUGUUAGAGAGUUUGAGAAUGGCAAGUAUUAUCUCUUUUACCUUUAGAGAAGCAGUGGCCGAUGUGGAAUAUAAAGGGUAUCUAAUUCCCAAAGGUUGGAAGGUAAUGCCUUUGUUCAGGAACAUUCAUCACAAUCCACAAUAUUACACUGAUCCUCAAAAUUUUGAUCCUUCAAGAUUUGAGGUGGCACCAAAACCCAAUACAUUUUUGCCAUUUGGAAGUGGAGUUCAUGCUUGCCCAGGAAAUGAGCUUGCCAAGCUGGAGAUGCUUAUUAUUACCCAUCAUUUAGCAACCAAAUUCAGAUGGGAAAUAGAAGGAUCUCAAAAUAAGAUUCAUUAUGGCCCAUUUCCAGUGCCUGAGCAUGGACUUCCAGCCAGAUUUUGGAAAGCUGAGACUGAGAUUGCCAUGCCAAUUUCAUCAUCAUCACCACCUUCUUUGUAAUAGAUUCUCAUUUUUCUUCCUUAAUUAGGAUCUAGACUCCAUUUCCCAGUCAAAAUCUUAUCUGGGAAUAUCAAAGUUUUUCCCCCUUCAUUUUUAUCUUAAGUGCAAUUCAAUCCUCUUUAUAUUUAUUAUUUGUAUCUUUCUUUCAAUUUACCGGUAAUGUAUCUAUAAUUUUCGAAACUUUUUUAUUGACCAAUAAUAUAAUAACCAUUACAGUUAGUAUUGUUA
Messenger RNA from Mercurialis annua (annual mercury), 1786 nucleotides. RefSeq names its product abscisic acid 8'-hydroxylase CYP707A1-like. The record is from RefSeq and is a predicted model, not a curated record. The transcript is spliced from 9 exons. Gene Ontology annotation, molecular function: heme binding; (+)-abscisic acid 8'-hydroxylase activity; iron ion binding. Lineage: Eukaryota; Viridiplantae; Streptophyta; Magnoliopsida; Malpighiales; Euphorbiaceae. Bases 101 to 1558 code for a protein of 485 amino acids. Gene Ontology annotation, biological process: sterol metabolic process.